AUGGCAGUUGUCACUUUGACCAUUUGCAGCGACAUAACUAAACGCACCAAGAAGCUCAUAAUUAUGGAUAACUACAGGACCCAUUAUGGCGCCUCCCUCAGGAAAAUGGUGAAGAAAAUUGAGAUCAGCCCGCACGCCAAGAACACUUGCUCCUUCUGUGGCAAACCCAAGAUGAAGAGACAGGCUGUGCAGAUCUGGCACUGUGGUUCCUGCAAGAAAACGGUCGCUGGUGGUGCCCGGGCCUCCAACGCCCCUUCCGCCGUCACAGUCAAGUCUGCCAUCAGAAGACUGAAGGACCUGAAAGACCAGUAG
Messenger RNA from Phyllostomus hastatus (greater spear-nosed bat), 312 nucleotides. Its product is annotated as 60S ribosomal protein L37a-like. The transcript has 2 exons. Gene Ontology annotation, biological process: translation. Gene Ontology annotation, cellular component: ribosome. The coding region runs from base 1 to 312 and encodes 103 amino acids. Lineage: Eukaryota; Metazoa; Chordata; Mammalia; Chiroptera; Phyllostomidae. The record is from RefSeq and is a predicted model, not a curated record. Gene Ontology annotation, molecular function: structural constituent of ribosome.